Glycine soja is the source of this 927-nucleotide messenger RNA. RefSeq lists its product as uncharacterized. The coding region runs from base 73 to 705 and encodes 210 amino acids. Lineage: Eukaryota; Viridiplantae; Streptophyta; Magnoliopsida; Fabales; Fabaceae. The transcript has a single exon. The record is from RefSeq and is a predicted model, not a curated record. Gene Ontology annotation, molecular function: enzyme inhibitor activity.
CUACGUACGUUACCUUACAUAUUCCAUUUGUCUCUGAUCUUCCAACACCUUAUUCCUCAGAGAAGAGACAAAAUGGAUCACCAUUUCACUUCAGAAACCUCUCUCAUUAUUCUUCUCCUCAUCACAUCCCUCUCCUCCCUUGCCACCGCCACCAACAUCAAUAUCGUCCACCACGACCUCCAAUCCGACAUCACCGAAUUCUGCAAGAAAACCACCAACCCCGCCCUCUGUGCCGAGACCAUCCAUCCCCACUUCCUCAAGAACAGAAUCGAGCCCUUCAAGGCGCUCGACAUAGAAGUGGACGCCACCCUGGCGAAGGCAAAAAAAACCCUAGCCAACAUUCAAACCCUAGAAUCCAAAACGGGCACCACCAAAUCGUCCAAGGACUCGUUCGACAUUUGCAAGGACCAGUACAAGAGCAUGCUCGACGCCAUCAAGGAAACCAAAGCCGCGAUUGCUAAUAAGGACAUCAUCACGGCUAAGUUCAAGUUCAGUGCUGUUUUGUCGUUCCAAGCGGCGUGCAAGGACGCGUUUGAAGAUGGGAAAAUCCCGUUCUUUGAAGACUCCGACGCGGUUUACAACCUGGGAGGGAAUUGCUUGGAUAUUAUCGCUGAUAUGGAGAAAGCUCAGGGUCCUCAGAAAAUGCCACCGGUGCAACAAAGUGCCCCUUCUGCAUUUAGCAACGUCAUCGGAACCGUCUCAUAAAUUUUUGGUGACGAAUCCAUUUUUUUACGUGAAUGAUGAUGGAAUUGUCAAGUGCAGUAUUGUGUCAUUUUCUUUUUGUUUUCUUUUAGUAAAACGAAUGUUUUGGGUUAGGGGAGAAUGGAGAUUAAUUCUUCCUCCCAUCUAAAAUGUUACUGUCUUGCUGAAUUAUUUUUUAUUCUAGUUACUAUUUGAUUGAUAUAUAUAUUAUGAGGAUUUAAAUUA